This is a messenger RNA of Microdochium trichocladiopsis, 3245 nucleotides long. Its product is annotated as phosphoketolase. Gene Ontology annotation, molecular function: aldehyde-lyase activity. The coding region runs from base 339 to 3023 and encodes 894 amino acids. The transcript has 6 exons. The record is from RefSeq and is a predicted model, not a curated record. Gene Ontology annotation, biological process: carbohydrate metabolic process. NCBI's taxonomy places the organism in Eukaryota, Fungi, Ascomycota, Sordariomycetes, Xylariales, Microdochiaceae.
GUCGGAUCCGAUAAUUUUGGAGUGCAGCUGCUGUCUCCACAGCCUAUCACGAUUUCCAGAACGCUACCUGCAGAGCCUCCGGCUGCCUCGGAGCUGUUGGCGCGAGCUAGCUGGGUACAAGCUUUGGGUGUGCCCGCUUAUCCCACCACGAAUUCGGCGAAAAACUCACCGCGGCGCCGUCCGGAGACAGGGCCGUAAAGGCACGCUCAGGAGCUGUGGCAUGACGUACUCUGCAGACGAGUCGUGCUCAUAAUGGCGUGGUCGAAGUGGUGUGGGCUCCCUGAUCGCCCCAUCCUCGCUCUUCAUGUUAUAGUCCACCUGUAGCCUGGUCAUUUCUCAUGAACAAUCAAAACCACGUUUUGAACUGUAAUCGACGGCAGAUAUAUAAAGCUUCGUCGCAAACCGGAGACUAUCCAGCUCAGUCUCUAUCACCACACUGUAUCCGGGUCGCGACCAUCAGCACUCAGGCGGCACGAAAAGCCCUUAGCGAUCUUCAUCAAUCUUCUGGUCCCGUGUUCGGAGAGAACGAAUCAGAGAAGCAAACCAUGGAGAACGGAAUCUCCGAGAAGGACGAGCUCAGCGCGUUUGGCAAGGCCCGGUCCACAAUCAAAGGAGAGCCCCUCUCGGCCGACGACAUCAAGAAGUACAAUGACUUCUUCAAAGCUAGUCUCUAUCUGGCGAUCGGCAUGAUCUAUCUGCAGAAGAACCCCCUGCUCCAAGAGCCUCUGAGCCUGGAUCACAUCAAAAAGCGACAGCUUGGGCAUUUCGGGUCCGUCCCCGCUCAGAUCUUCACGUAUAUGCACUUCAACAGGAUGAUUCGCAAGUAUGACUUGGACGCCAUCUUCAUCAGUGGGCCGGGACACGGUGCGCCUGCUGUGAUAAGUCAAGCAUACCUCGAGGGCACGUAUUCCGAGGUGUACCCGGAAAAGUCAGAGGAUCCCGCGGGUAUGCAAAAGCUGUUCCACAAGUUCUCCUUCCCAGGCGGAACAGCCUCUCAUGCCUCUCCUGAGGUCCCCGGCAGCAUCCAUGAGGGAGGAGAGCUCGGUUACUCCCUGUCCCACGCAUUCGGGGCCGUCUUUGACCACCCAGACCUCAUCGCCCUUACGAUUGUCGGCGAUGGCGAAGCGGAGACCGGGCCACUUGCAACGUCAUGGCAUAGCAACAAAUUUUUGAACCCGAUCACGGAUGGGGCCGUCCUCCCAGUACUGAAUGCAAACCAAUUCAAGAUAGCGAAUCCAACGAUCCUAUCACGAAUUCCGCAACAAGAGCUUGAGAGCCUCUUCAUCGGCCUAGGCUGGACCCCUUACUUCGUUUCGGGCGACGACAUCGAGUCAAUGCACCAGGCCAUGGCUGCGACCCUUGAGCACUGCGUCAAAGAGAUCAAAGGGUUCCAGAAACAGGCCCGUGAUUCUGGCAAGGCCUUCCGACCUCGGUGGCCAGUGGUGAUCUUGAGAACGCCAAAGGGCUGGACCGCACCCCGAAAGGUUGACGGCCACUUCCUGGAGGGUUACUGGCGUGCACAUCAAGUCCCCAUCACCACUGCUCGUGAGAAGCCCGAAGACUUGAAGAUUUUGGAGGAUUGGAUGCGGAGCUACGAGCCAGAGCGGCUGUUCGGCAAGGAAGGCAAGAUCUCACCAGAGCUCCGCGCGCUGUGCCCUGUUGGAAAUCGACGAAUGAGCGCAAACCCUAUCGCAAACGGAGGCUUGCUUCGCAAGCCGUUGAAGAUGCCAAACUUCAAGGAUUAUGCCCUUCCUGUUGAGCAGGGUGGUGCCGUUCACGCUGGAGGCAUGGUCAACUUCGCCAAGUUCCUUCGCGACAUCAUGAAGAACAACCCCACAAACUUCCGCCUUAUGGGGCCCGACGAAACAGCGUCAAACAAGCUCGACACCGUGUACGAAGUGACGCAGAAGGUGUGGUUGGGUGAGUAUGCUGAAGAAGACGCGGACGGGGGUCAUUUGAGCCUGGCCGGCAGAGUCAUGGAGAUGCUUUCUGAGCAUCAGUGCGAAGGCUGGUUGGAAGGGUACCUCUUGACCGGGGGACAUGGAAUGCUGAGCAGCUACGAGGCUUUUCUCCAUAUUAUCGACUCCAUGGUCAACCAGCAUGCCAAAUGGCUUGAAAAGACUCGGGAAACUGAGUGGCGUGUUAGAAUAGCCUCACUCAAUGUUCUCGCAGCAUCGCCCUGCUGGCGACAAGAUCAUAACGGUUUUUCCCAUGCCAGCCCGGGCUUCUUGGAAGUCGUGGCGAAUAAGAGUCCAGAAGUUGUUCGGAUAUAUCUUCCACCUGACGGAAAUUGUUUACUUUCCGUCAUGGACCACUGUUUUCGGUCCACAAAUUAUGUCAAUGUCAUCGUUGCGGACAAGAAGGAGAAUCUCCAGUAUCUGAACAUGGAUGAAGCAGUCAUCCAUUGCACCAAGGGUAUUGGUAUCUGGCCGCGAUAUAGCACAGACAAGGGCGAAGAGCCCGAUGUGGUGAUGGCAAGCUGUGGUGACAUUCCCACGCUCGAAUCUCUCGCGGCCAUCGACCUUCUCCUCAACCACUUCCCAGACCUCAAGAUUCGUUGCGUCAAUGUGGUCGAUCUCUUCAAACUGAUCUCCAAUGACGAUCAUCCGCACGGACUGACCGACGCCGAAUUCGACUCGCUCUUCACGGCAGAUAAGCCUGUGAUUUUCAACUUCCAUGCCUACCCAUGGAUGAUCCACAAGUUGACCUACAAGAGGAACGGAAGCAGAAACAUUCACGUCAAGGGCUACCGCGAGAAGGGCAACAUCGACACUCCCCUCAAGCUCGCAAUCAGAAACAAGGCAGAUCGCUUCAGCUUGGCCAUCAGCGCUAUCGACCAUAUUCCACACUUGGGGAACAAGGGUGCCAGCGCCCGCGAGUAUCUCAAGGACCAGCGCAUCAGCGCCCAGAACCAUGCUUUCGAGACUGGGGAGGAUCCCCACUCCGUCACAGAGUGGGCAUGGCCUCACAAGGGCAGCCUCGAGCAGGCAGUGGGCAGGUUGAGUUUGAAAAAUCCCGCAUGAGCUUCUUCAUGGUUUUUGGGUGCAAGGAAAUUCCUGCAAGUGGCAGACAAGGAGGACACAAGAAUAGGUCACGGUAUUUCGUAUGCUAUAGUAAUAUAAUAUAUUGAACUGAAAGAUUCUAGAGCCUCCUUAUAUCUAGGCUUCUAUAGAUGUAUCUAAUGGUUAAAACUACUAAAGUUAAUUUUCCAUCUAAGUGAUAUCGUCGUGUAGUAUAGAUAGCAG